AUGGGGCCCAGGUGCAAGGUGGGGGAGGGGAACAACCCUUGGGCCCAGUCUGAAGGACCUCAAGACCUGGGAGACCUGGGAGAGUUUAAAAGGCCCCAGGGCCUUCUCUCGGCCUCAGAUGGCGUUUCCAAGGGGCUGCAGCAUGAGGGGGCUGUUGAUUUGGAGUGUGCUGCUCGGGGCUGUCCUUGGCAAAGAGGACUUUGUGGGCCCGGAGGUUCAAGCCCCAGCCUGGGGCUUUCAGGCCACUUGAUGCCAUCCUCCUCCCACCUGGGGAGUGUGGAGUUGCUCAGGCCGCCGGUCUCCCCUCCCGCUCUGCCCAGGCACCAGGUGCUCCGAAUCUCUGCUGCUGAUGAAGCCCAAGUACAGAAGGUGAAAGAGCUCGAGGAUCUGGAGCACUUGCAGCUGGACUUCUGGCGGGGCCCUGCCCAGCCUGGCUCUCCCAUCGACGUCCGAGUGCCCUUUCCCAGCAUCCAAGCGGUCAAAGCCUUCUUGGAGGCCCAUGGCCUCGGGUACACGAUCAUGAUUGAGGAUGUGCAGUCGUUGCUGGAUGAGGAGCAGGAGCAGAUGUUCGCCUUCCAGGCCCGGGCCCGCUCCACCAACACCUUUAACUACGCCACCUACCACACCCUGGAGGAGAUCCAUGGCUUCAUGGAUUUGCUGGUUGCUGAGCACCCACGGCUGGUCAGCAAGCUCCAGAUUGGCAACACCUACGAAGGUCGCCCCAUCUAUGUGCUGAAGUUCAGCACUGGGGGAAACAACCGUCCCGCCAUCUGGAUCGACACGGGCAUCCAUUCCCGGGAGUGGGUUACGCAGGCCAGCGGGGUCUGGUUUGCGAAAAAGAUCACACAAGACUAUGGCCAGGACAUCACUCUCACUGCCAUUCUCGAUUCCAUGGACAUCUUCCUGGAGAUUGUCACUAACCCUGAUGGUUUUGCCUUUACCCACACCAAGAAUCGUAUGUGGCGCAAGACUCGAUCCCUCACACCGGGCUCCACCUGUGUUGGGGCGGACCCCAACCGGAACUGGGAUGCUGGCUUUGGGAUGGCAGGAGCCAGCAGCAACCCCUGCUCGGACACUUACCAUGGCAAGUUUGCAAAUUCCGAAGUGGAGGUCAAGUCCAUCGUGGACUUUGUGAAGAGCCACGGGAACAUCAAGGCCUUCAUCUCCAUCCACAGCUACUCCCAGCUCCUCCUGUAUCCCUAUGGCUACAAAGCAGAUCCAGCCCCUGACCAGGGCGAGCUGGAUCAGCUGGCCAAGUCUGCUGUGACCGCCCUAACCUCCCUGUAUGGGACCAAGUUCAAGUAUGGCAGCAUCAUCAAAACAAUUUACCCAGCCAGUGGAAGCACCAUUGACUGGACCUACAGCCAGGGCAUCAAGUACUCCUUCACCUUUGAGCUCCGGGACACCGGGCGCUAUGGCUUCCUGCUGCCGGCGUCCCAGAUCAUCCCCACGGCUCAGGAGACGUGGCUGGCGCUUCAGACCAUCAUGGAGCACACCCUGAAUCACCCCUACUGAACUGGUCCUUCGGUACUCUCUUCCUCCUCCUCUCUGGCCCCGC
Molecule: messenger RNA, 1558 nt
Organism: Hyaena hyaena (striped hyena)
Lineage: Eukaryota; Metazoa; Chordata; Mammalia; Carnivora; Hyaenidae
Gene: CPA1
Product: carboxypeptidase A1
Exons: 10
Coding region: 1-1515 (504 amino acids)
Biological process (GO): proteolysis
Molecular function (GO): zinc ion binding; metallocarboxypeptidase activity
Source: RefSeq, a predicted model, not a curated record